AUGAAAAAGAUAAAGACUGGCCAAGAUGGAAUGUAUUUUUCUUUGUGGCUUGUUUUUCCUCGAUUUUAGUCACUUAACACAACUGAACCGAAGCCUCGAACGACGUGUCCAGCAUUAGCCACAUUACGGACUCAAACAUCAGUUUUCGAGUCUUACCACGCGUUGAAGUUUUGCGAUCUAAUUUAGCCUAGCCUAGCUGACCAACUGCUAACAAAGCUGCAAGGCACGUUGUCAAGCGUUCAGAAAUUAAGUCAGGAAAAUGUCAGCGAGAGCGACGACGGCUGCAGUAAAGUUCCAGGAGGAACUUUGUGGAGUAAAAGAGGAGCCCCCACGUCACCAAGAUUCGACUGUGUGCAAAAUAAUGCACGCAAAGCUUGUUCUUCACGGACACGAAGCUCAAUAUGUCAGCCAAGCCCAUCGUCUUGAGCAUCAGGAGUCUUCUUGCGUCAAGGGCGAGGAUGAAGAGUCGCCAUACAUCAAGGAGGAGGAAAAGUCCGUUCACAUUAAAGAUUUCAGAAGAUAUCUUGGUGCUGAGCGGCAGGAGCCAGAAUCUCCUGGCGUUAAAGAGGAUGUUGAGCUCCCCCAAAUCAAAGAGGAGGAGCAGCCAGAGCCCUUUCAACAGAAGCAACUUCCAAUCAAAAAGGAGGAGGAAGAGCUGCCAUGCGUUAAAGAGGAGGACGAGGAGGAGCAUAUCCAUUGGUCAAAUGGUGAGCCCUUGAAGAGUGAAGAUGGUCCGAGUGAGGCUGGUAGAGGGGCGGAGCCUCCAGGCGGCUGCCGCAGCAGGUCAACAGAGGGAUUGCAGGCAGACAUUUUCAUCGCUCCAACCAACAGAAAUGGCACCAUAUCACACUCACCUUACAAUGGUGAUGGUCAUAAGAAAUCUCACAGUGACGACAAACUCUGCAAAUGCUCUCAGUGUGGGAAAACCUUUGCUAACAAGCAAACUUGUCAUGCGCAUAUGAAGAGGCAUACUGGCGAAAAAGCUUUUUCCUGCUCAGUUUGUGGAAAAGGUUUUGUUCAGAAGGGAGACCUAACAAAACACACAAGAACCCACACUGGAGAAAAACCUUUUUCCUGCUCAGUUUGUGAUCAAAGAUUCGCUCAAAUGCAAUACUUAAAAGUCCACAUAAGAACCCACACUGGCGAAAAACCUUUUUUCUGCCUUGUUUGUGGAAAAAGUUUUGUUCAGAAGGGAAACCUAACAAAACACACAAGAACCCACACUGGCGAAAAACUUUUUUCCUGCUCAGUUUGUGGUCAAAGAUUCAGGAGCAAGAGCAACUUAAAACAACACAUAAGAACCCACACUGGCGAAAAACCUUUUUCCUGCUCAGUUUGUGGCCAAAGAUUCAGUAGCAAGGGCAACCAAAAAAAACACACAAGAACCCACACUGGCCAAAAACCUUUUUCCUGCUCAGUUUGUGGUCAAAGAUUAAGUAGCAAGAGCAACUUAAAACUACACACAAGAACCCACACUGGCGAAAAACCUUUUUCGUGCUCAGUUUGUGGUCAAGGAUUCUUUCAAAAGCAAAACUUACAAAAUCACGAAAGAACCCACACUGGCGAAAAACCUUUUUCCUGCCCAGUGUGUGAUCAAAGAUUCAGUUACAAGAGAACCUUAAAAAGACACACAAUAACCCACACUGGCAAAAAACCUUUUUCAUGCUCAGUUUGUGGUCAAGGAUUCUUUCAAAAGCAAAUCCUACAAAAUCACGAAAGAACCCACAGUGGUGAAAAACCUUUUUCCUGCUCAGUUUGUGGAAAAAGUUUUGUUCAGAAGGGAGUCCUAACAAAACACACAAGAACCCACACUGGCGAAAAACCUUUUUCCUGCUCAGUUUGUGGUCAAAGAUUCAGUAGCAAGAGCAACUUAAAACAACACACAAGAACCCACACUGGCGAAACACCUUUUUCCUGCUCAGUUUGUGAUCAAAGAUUCGCUCAAAUGCAAUACUUAAAAGUCCACAUAAGAACCCACACUGGCGAAAAACCUUUUUCCUGCUCAGUUUGUGGAAAAAGUUUUGUUCAGAAGGGAGUCCUAACAGAACACACAAGAACCCACACUGGCGAAAAACCUUUUUCCUGCUCAGUUUGUGGUCAAAGAUUCAGUAGCAAGAGCAACUUAAAAAAACACACAAGAACCCACACUGGCGAAACACCUUUUUCCUGCUCAGUUUGUGGUCAAGGAUUCUUUCAAAAGCAAAACUUGCUAAGUCACGAAAGAACCCACACUGGCGAAAAACCUUUUUCCUGCUCAGUUUGUGGUCAAAGAUUUGCUCGGAAGGAUCGGAUGAAGAGACACGUGUGUGUUGGUGUGAGAAGCAGUGGCCAAUGACUUUUUUGCCUGUCAUCCAUGUUGGCUUCAUCAGAUUUUGCACGCAGGUGAGGUUAGGGUUAGGGGUUACGUUUGUAUUCGUGGUACACUUUAUUUUUGUGAUUGCAGUUUUGUUUGGACUUUGCCAUUAUGUGUUUUACCUUUUCUGGCCAUCAACAUCUUUCCCUUGGUUCUCUCGCAGACGGGCAUAAUUUAUAUCAUAAUCUCCCAUUCAAACUACACUUUUCACAUUUAAUAUUUGAAACUGCAGACCCCAAAUUCCAAAAAUUCAAAAUCAUUCAUAAAUAUUGUCGUUAAAUAAAUAUGCAAAUUUAGAAUGUAUUGUUCAAUAUUGCAAAAAUAAUUUUUAAAAAAAUACUGGCUCACAAAUGAGUGUUUUGUGUGGGGGUUAAUGUAAAUGUAUGUAUUUUUUUUAACAAUUUCUAUAAUUCCUCUUGAUUUACAGAUUAUGAGGGCCAAAUAAAGAAAAACAAGAAAAAAGGACUAUGACAGUAAAGUCGUGUUCUUACUACAAUAAAUGUUUUUUUUUCUUGUAGCAAGUCAAGUUAUGUAUAUAAUUUUUGUUAAAAAUAAUUAAAUAAAACACACGGAGUCAUUUCUGUAUUUAACUUUGCAGAUUAUAUAUGUUUUGUGUUGAAAAUGUUUUUGUAUUUUUUAAUAACAUGGUCACCACCUGACACCUUGCUUGCUACAGGGGUCGCAUUGAAUAAGGCGCUAUUGGAACGGAAAAGUUCACUGUUGCUAUGGUUUGUAAUAAAUUCUACACAAACUU
This is a messenger RNA of Corythoichthys intestinalis (scribbled pipefish), 3107 nucleotides long. Its product is annotated as oocyte zinc finger protein XlCOF6-like. The transcript is spliced from 3 exons. The record is from RefSeq and is a predicted model, not a curated record. The coding region runs from base 260 to 2335 and encodes 691 amino acids. Gene Ontology annotation, biological process: regulation of transcription by RNA polymerase II. Lineage: Eukaryota; Metazoa; Chordata; Actinopteri; Syngnathiformes; Syngnathidae. Gene Ontology annotation, molecular function: RNA polymerase II cis-regulatory region sequence-specific DNA binding; DNA-binding transcription repressor activity, RNA polymerase II-specific. Gene Ontology annotation, cellular component: nucleus; nucleoplasm.